Molecule: messenger RNA, 1515 nt
Organism: Sarcophilus harrisii (Tasmanian devil)
Lineage: Eukaryota; Metazoa; Chordata; Mammalia; Dasyuromorphia; Dasyuridae
Product: solute carrier family 22 member 20-like
Exons: 11
Biological process (GO): transmembrane transport
Molecular function (GO): transmembrane transporter activity
Source: RefSeq, a predicted model, not a curated record
AAGCACAUUCCCAUGGACAAGGAAGGGAAGCCAGAAAGAUGCCUCAGGUUCACUGAACCUCAGUGGCAUCUUCUGAAUGCAAACUCCACAGAGGAAGUGAGAUUGGACACGGAGGACUGCCUGGAUGGAUGGGUCUAUGACAAGAAUAUCUUCCUUUCUUCCAUUGUUAUUGAAUGGGACCUGGUGUGUAGUCAGAAGUCACUAAAAUCAAUAAUUCAGACAACCUUCAUGGGAGGACAGCAAGUAGGAAGUAUUAUUUUUGGCAUCCUCUCUGAUAGGUUUGGUCGAAGGACAGUCUUGAGGUGGUCCUCUCUGAUAAUCACCAUUGCUGGUACCUGUGCAGCCUUUGUACCGACCUUUGCUGGCUAUGCCAUAUUUGUUUUCCUCAGUGGAGUUUCUUGCAUAGCAAUCAUUAUCACCUCCACUUGCCUGGCUUUAGAGUGGACACCUCUCAAGACAAGGAUGAUCGUGCACUCAUGUAACACCUGUGCCUUCAGUGUUGGACAGAUCAUCCUGUCUGGAUGGGCGUACCUGAUCCGAGAAUGGCGCUGGCUGCAGUUUUCCAUUUCUAUCUCCUAUGGGAUCAUUUUUCUUUGUAGCUUGUUCCUUCAAGAAUCUGCUUGCUGGCUCUCCAUCCAUAAUAAACUUCCUGUGGCAGUGAAGAAUCUUCAGAAGGUAGCAGGGAUAAAUGGGCGGAAGGAGCAGGGGAGAAAGCUCACUCCAGAAGUGGUGAUGUCUUAUAUUGAGGAGGACCUUGAAGCCAUGAAGACUUCCCCUUUUUUCACAGAUCUUUUCCGCUCCCCAGGAAUACAUCUGACAACAUUCUGUAUCAUGCUUGAGUGGUUCGCAUGUGGCUUCUCCUUUUAUGGACUGGGUUUGGACUUGCAGAAAUUUGGUUUCAGCAUUUACUGGGUCCAAGUGAUAUCUGCACUUACAAUUUUACAAGGAAAACUGCUGGCAUCCAUCAGCAUGUCUUACCUGGGACGCCGUGUUACCUUGUUUUUCUUGAUACUUUUUUCUGGACUCAUGAUCAUCAUUAACAUAUUUGUUCCUCAAGGUGAGAAACUGAUGAAAAUAACCCUCAGUAUUCUUGGAAAAGGUGGCCUGGAAGGGGCCAUUUCUUCCCUCUACCUCUAUACACCAGAGCUUUACCCAACUGAAAUCAGACAAAUAGGCAUGAGUGCUGGGCAGUUCUUUUUGCGCUUUGGUUCACUUCUGGCUCCCGUUGUCUUCAUCAGCAGCAACUAUGUCUCGAUUCUGAAGCCCUUGUUGUUUGGGAUUGUACCUAUCCUUUCUACAACUUGUGUCCACUUCCUGACUGAGACUCGUGGCCUUCCAUUUCUGGAGACCAUUGAGGAGACGGAGAACAGAGGUAGUUCAGCUGUGGAGAACAAGGCUUUGAGGGUGAAAAAGCUGGCCCAAAAUUGCUCAUGGACCAAAUGGUCUAAUUCCUUCACUGACCCUCACAGCUGUAUGGACCUAAAGGUCAUCAGUAACCACGUGGCCCAGGAGUGA